AUGGCCGGGCGAGCCGCUGCCUCGCCCCCCGCCGGGGCCGGGCCGCCCCCCUCGCCCUGCCCUGCCGUCUGCGGGCUCCGUAGCUCCUCCUCGCCGUGCCUCCGGGGGCCCGAGCCGGGCGAGCCGCGGGCAGGGAGGCGGCGGCGGGGCGGCCCCCGCUGCCGGCUGCUGGCCCCCACCCGCGGGGCGGGCCGCCUUAGCGGCUCUGCCUGCCCCCUCCGCGCCCCAGCAUCUGCCCGGGAGCGGGGGAUGCUGCCCGGCGCCGCGGGGACGGGCGGAGGAUGCUCCCGCGGCAGCCGCGCCGAUCCGAGCGCUCCCGCACAGCUGGAUCCCUCACUCCAACUUCAAGUCCCGGCUCCUCCUCCCCCCGCCGCCAAUGGGGGCCCCCCCCCGGCCCCUCCGCUCCUCCCCAUUGGCUGCCGGGGGUGUCCGUCCCGGCGGCACAGCUGGACGGGCAGGACGGUCCCCGGCGGGGAUGGACGGGGCGCACCCGCGGGGGUCGGGCCCGGGCACCCCCUGCCCUGGGGGGAAAUCCGGGGGGAGAACGGGGACCUGCAGCGCCGGGGGCGGGGAGGAGGGGGAAAGCCCCGCGCUGCGUUAGGCGGAGGCAGCCCCCGGUGGGACACUGCAGCACCGGGAGAGGGGGAAGCCGGUGAGACGCAAGGAAGAAGAGAUGGGGCGGGGGACGAAGAGAUGGGGAGGAAAAAGCCGCAGGCGAGCGAGGCCCGCCAGGGCCAAGGUGCCGAGGGCAGCAGGAGCCGGUACAGAGCCCUCCCGUGUGCCGCCCAAACCCUGCCCAAGACCCUCUCCCUGCUGCCCCCCGCCCCGUCCCCCACCGCUCGCGAGCGGAGACCGUGCUGUUGGGCUCGGCGCAUGUGGGUCACCUCCCCGUGCCACCCAACCCCCAGCCCCUUGCGAGGGGCCACCCCGUCUGGAGCCGGUCGUCCCUACGCUGCGUGGGGACACGACCCUGGCCAGCAGCUCGCAGGGGGACCCGGCCCCGAGCAGGCGAGGGGAACCCGCCAUCCCCAACCGCGGGAGCAGCGGGUCCCCCCGGUCCCCCCUGCUCGGAGGACGCGGCCGGAGCUCCCUCUGCCGGUGCGAGUCCCGGCCGCGGCGGGAGCCGUCCCCGACGGCGGGGACCGUGCCGCCAGCAUCCCCGGGGAGGGGAGGGACGCACGGCCCGAGCAGGGGGCACGGCACGCCGAGCCAGAGACCUUCCUCCAGCGGGACCAGAGUAACAGAUUUUCUGCCGGCGAUCCUCAUUUUGAGUGCAGACGUCCCCAGGCUGAGCCAGAACCCUGCUUCUAA
Pipra filicauda (Wire-tailed manakin) is the source of this 1311-nucleotide messenger RNA. Its product is annotated as basic proline-rich protein-like. The transcript has a single exon. Bases 1 to 1311 code for a protein of 436 amino acids. Lineage: Eukaryota; Metazoa; Chordata; Aves; Passeriformes; Pipridae. The record is from RefSeq and is a predicted model, not a curated record.